CUUGAUCAACAUGGAAAAGUUACUCUUAGUUUAUUCUCUUCUCUUUUCUUUAGUGAUUAUCACAUGCUCAGCCACUACUUACACGGUUGGAGAUAGCUCUGGCUGGGACAUUAGCACAAAUCUUGAUGCAUGGAUUGCAGAUAAGAAUUUCAGAGUAGGGGAUGCUCUUGUUUUCCAAUAUUCAUCAGGCCAAAGUGUAGAAGAGGUUACAAAAGAAAACUUCAACACAUGCAACACCACCAAUGCUUUAGCAACUCAUGGAAAUGGGAACACAACAGUGCCAUUGACGAGAGCUGGAGACAGGUAUUUUGUAUCUGGAAACAAGUUGUAUUGCCUUGGAGGGAUGAAACUUCAUGCUCAUGUCCAAGGCGACGAUAAAUCACUAGCACCAACUCUAGCACCUAAGGCUGUGGCUGGAUCAGAUCAAAACACCGCCACACUUCCACAGUCUCCUUCAUCAAAGAAGAACACACAUUUUUCGGCAGGAGCGGCAAAUCCUGCAAGGGAUGCACUUCAUCUAGUUUAUAUUGCUCCUAUGGCUGCUAUAUAUGGGAUGAUGAAGAUUUGAGCAUCUAUGAAACUUUCUUUUUUUUUAUGUAUUAUUUUCAUAUUUUGUUAUAUUAAUUCGAGAGAGAAAAAAAAAGUGGCAGUUUUGCUUGGUUUGGAAGAGUCAUAUACAGCACACGUUGUACAUGAUUGUUGAACAUAUUUAAAGGACAUGCACAUUCAUAUUGUUUUAUCUGUAACAACCGUAGCAUAUUGAUCCCUCAUGAAAAUGUUAUGCACGUUCAUAUGCUCUGCCUUUGAGGUAGGGGUGAUCUUGUUACUCA
Glycine soja is the source of this 830-nucleotide messenger RNA. RefSeq names its product stellacyanin-like. The transcript is spliced from 2 exons. The record is from RefSeq and is a predicted model, not a curated record. Bases 11 to 568 code for a protein of 185 amino acids. Gene Ontology annotation, cellular component: plasma membrane. Gene Ontology annotation, molecular function: electron transfer activity. Lineage: Eukaryota; Viridiplantae; Streptophyta; Magnoliopsida; Fabales; Fabaceae.